CAGUUUAGAUCGAAUGUUCUAAAUUUAAUGAGAUCCUACAGAAGUCGGUUUUUAAACUCCAUCUUUUCCAGUAUAUUGCUGAUUUUCUUACAGGUGUUUUUAUUGGUUUCAUUCAAACUUUUUUAUUUAUCUUUUUUUUAUUACAUUUAGUUAUGCAAAUGAGCUUUAAUAUCUGAUUAAAUGUUCAUAAAUUUGCACACUUCGCCUGUCCUGUUAGCUCACAGUCGAAUGCUUUAAUCAUUAAAGUGUUUUUAAUAUAUAUAUGUAUAUUUAUAAUAUAUAUGCACAAUACUGCGACGUCACGCAGAUUCCCAUUAGCACGUGCGUCAUUCGGGGACUUCUCCGCUCGCUCUGCGCAUGCGCUAAUCGCUCCCGCUGUCGCUUUAAAUGGGCGUGGCUUAUGUGUAUGGUCAGAUGUGAGCUGAAACUGACGGAGACUAAGGUCCUCUCCUGCAACCGGGAUUUAUUUAUCUCCUCCUCCGAGCGCACACACACACACACACACACACACACAUAUCCAUCCAUCCUCAUCCUCACACACACACACACACACACACACACUGCGGAAACAGCAGCAUGUCUGUAGCAGGUUUGAAGAAGCAGCUCCAUAAAGCCACUCAGAGGGUGAGUGAGAAAGUGGGCGGAGCUGAAGGAACCAAACUCGACAAUGACUUCACAGAAAUGGAGAAGAAGGUGGACGUUACGAGCCGAGCCGUGCUGGACAUCAUGACCAAAACUACAGAAUACCUACAGCCCAAUCCGGCGACCCGUGCUAAGAUGAGUAUGAUGAGCUCCAUGUCGAAGAUCCGUGGAGGUGAUAAGGGGCCGGGAUACACGCAGACGGAGACGGUGCUGGGCGAGGCCAUGCAGAAGUUCGGCCGCGAGCUCGGGGACGAGUCCAGCUUCGGUCUAGCUCUGAUUGAUGCUGGAGAAGCUAUGAGAGAGCUGGGUGAGGUGAAGGAUGCUUUGGACAUGGAGGUGAAGCAGAACUUCAUCGAUCCGAUGCAGGUGCUGCAUGAUAAAGACCUGAAGGAGAUCCAGCACCAUCUGAAGAAGGUGGAGGGUCGGCGUCUGGACUUCGACUAUAAGAAGAAGCGUCAGGGGAAGGUGACUGAAGAUGAAAUCAAGCAGGCGCUGGAGAAAUUCUACGACUCGAAGGACAUCGCUGAGCAGAGCAUGUACAACCUGCUGGAGAGCGACGUGGAGCAGGUGAGUCAGUUGGCUGCUCUGGUGCAGGCUCAGGUGAAUUAUCACAGACAGGCGGCGGAAAUCCUGCAGCAGCUCUCCAGCAAGAUUGAUGACAGAAUUCGAGAAGCUUCCAGUAAGCCGAGGAAAGAGUACACGCCCAAACCGCGCUCUUCACUCGACUUCUCCUCUACUGAGAGUCACAACGGGGGAUUGGGACACAGCCUAGCCGGCUCACGCUCCCCGGCUCCUCUGGAUCAGCCGUGUUGUCGCGCUCUGUAUGAUUUCGAUCCGGAGAACGAGGGCGAGCUGGGCUUUAAGGAAGGUGACAUCAUCACGCUGACCAAUAAGAUUGAUGAGAACUGGUAUGAAGGGGUGAUAAACGGCCAAUCAGGUUUCUUCCCUGUCAAUUACGUCGAUGUGUUGGUGUCUUUGCCGCAUUAAAUCCACCCUGAACCCUCGAUUCCUGUCCUGCACUUCUCCUGGAAAGAGAGAAAACUCAAUGCAGUAAUAAUUAAAGCAGAAAAGGAAAAUAUUCAUCUUUCUGUAUUCCCCCAUUUCUCUCUUCUCUCUCGUGUUCUGUACGUUUCUGAAAUUUCUCUCCUUUAUUUUCUGCUCUGUUUCAUCUUUGUGUAUUUUUCUCCGAUUCGGUCUCUUUCUUCGCUUUUCCUUCUCUCUGUUUCUCUCUUUCCUCCUUCUUUCUCUCUGUCGUGUUUGUGCAUGAUGUAAGAAGCGUUUGCACUUUUGAGGAAGUUUUAUGAUUUCCAGUUUUAUUUUGUGUGAUUGUGUAAAAAAAAGAAAAAAGAAAAAAAGAACAAGUAUUUUGUUGUUGGUGAAAUGUCCGUCGCCUCCGUGCAGAGAAACGGCGAGGUGAAAACAGCUCAUGUUUAGUUUCUUCCCUUUGAGCUUCGCUGACCUUUUAUUAGGAAAAUAAAAUUCUAAUUUCAUUAUGGCAAAUGGAUUAUUAUAUAUUUGUCAACUAUAAUAAUAAAUUAUUUUAAUACAUCUAUAAUUUAAUACAUAAAUACUUAGUAAAAUGUGAAUCCAUUAAAGUGAUGAAGGAUUAUUAUUAUUAUUAUUAUUAUUAUUAUUAUUAUUAUUAUUAUUUUCUGUUUGUGCAUGCGGAGUUUCACUCGAACGCAUUUCACACGGCUGUAACUUUGCUUUAUUUAAUUAUAAUGAUAAAUUUAAUCACAGUAUUAAGGGAAAAGAAUGUGAAAUUUAAACUGUGAAAAAAAUGCAAUAUUAAUAAACGCACAAAUCCGUGUGAACGUUAACGUUUCCUGCUGUUUCUGUGUGAAGUCAAACUUGAGAUUGUUCUUGAAUAAUAACCAAACUGUAAUUAAUCCCCAUAACCUGAGAGAAAAACAGUACAAAAGAAAUUAAAAAAAUAUAUAUAACCAAGCAGUGUGUAUUAUUUAGAUCAGAAUAUACUCUUACACUUUUUUAUUUUAUUUUAGAUUAAACAGUAUAAUUGUGUGUCCUGUUGGAUAAUUCCCUAAUCCAAACGUUUUUGGUGUUUACAGAAAUAAUCUCAUUUAAGUGUCCAUCUGGCAACCUUUACAUUACUCCAAGUCUAAAUAUCGAUGUUUUAUUUAUUUGUUUGGGUUUUUAAAGCAUCUGGCAACACGCACCACAAUGAAACCCAAAGAAGGUGUGCUUCUGAGAUUGAUAGAAAAAGUUCAAACAAGUAAUAACUGUAACAGGAAGUUGUUCUAAACGUCUGAAACACCACUUCUGUAUUAUCCUGAUUGUUAAAAGGUACACAUUUGUUCGUUAAAAUGAUAUUAAAAAUACGAGACACAAAUAAAAUAAUCGAUCACUGCUUGCUUCUUGUGUUAAAUCUUUUCCAUCUUC
Ictalurus furcatus (blue catfish) is the source of this 3042-nucleotide messenger RNA. RefSeq names its product SH3 domain containing GRB2 like 2a, endophilin A1 (gene sh3gl2a). Gene Ontology annotation, cellular component: glutamatergic synapse; cytoplasm; presynapse. Gene Ontology annotation, molecular function: protein binding. The coding region runs from base 577 to 1629 and encodes 350 amino acids. NCBI's taxonomy places the organism in Eukaryota, Metazoa, Chordata, Actinopteri, Siluriformes, Ictaluridae. The transcript is spliced from 9 exons. Gene Ontology annotation, biological process: synaptic vesicle uncoating. The record is from RefSeq and is a predicted model, not a curated record.